Messenger RNA from Haplochromis burtoni (Burton's mouthbrooder), 2915 nucleotides. RefSeq names its product trimethyllysine hydroxylase, epsilon (gene tmlhe). Gene Ontology annotation, molecular function: iron ion binding; trimethyllysine dioxygenase activity. Gene Ontology annotation, cellular component: mitochondrion. Gene Ontology annotation, biological process: carnitine biosynthetic process. The coding region runs from base 656 to 1861 and encodes 401 amino acids. The transcript has 7 exons. Lineage: Eukaryota; Metazoa; Chordata; Actinopteri; Cichliformes; Cichlidae. The record is from RefSeq and is a predicted model, not a curated record.
UCCUGCCGAUAUCCAUCAGGUUCAUAAAAAGGCUUCCUAUCGCCGAGCUGGAAAGUAAUCUUUAAACGGCGCAUUUAUUAACGGUGGUAAACUGUGCCAUCAAAAGCUCUGCCAUUUAACACAGAUGCCCUUCCAUCCAAUCUUUUCCGCUUAUUCAGUUCAGGGCCACCGGGGUCCUGAAUCCUAUCCCAGCCGCCAGGGGACUGUGGGUUAUGAUAAGUAAAAAGAACUUCGUGUGUUUAAUUCAAAUUAAAGUGUGUAAAGACGGCGGGGAAGCAGAUCCGGGUUCUCUGAUGUGGUUGAAAUCCAGAAGAUGGCAGUAAUGCAACUUCACUGAUGGUUGCUGCCCCAAGCGAAACAAAAGAGAAAAGCUCAAAGAAGAAGAAGAGCCAACUGAUGGAGGAGUGCAGCAACUCUGCAGGAGGAGUCGCUUAAUAAUUAAUUUGGACUUUUACGCCAUGCCAAGAACUUUUUACAAGUUUUAAGACUCUCUUGUGUGCAAGUGAAGGGCUGAAGGGAGAAACACACACCAGCAUGCACGCCGCUGUGGCUUUAGUUGGUCGGAUUACUGCUGGGAGGCUUAACGGAAAACCAUUUUAAAUUUUGGGGUUCAGUUCAGUUUUUUAGUGCAUCUCUAUGUGUGUUUGCACCUGAAAUGUUUUGCAGAUUGCACAGGAGUGUGCUGAGACAGGCUCAGCUUCUGCGUGGUGUCAGCAGGAGCACGGCUUUGCCACGGAGGGCUUGUGCUACUUUCCGCACACACGAGGAGUGUCUUGAACUGCACUAUGGAGGGACGCAGAUGCAUUUUAACUAUGUGUGGCUAAGAGAUCACUGCCUCUCUCCUGCUUCGUACAACUCCAAAACUAACCAGAGGAACCUGGACACUGGGAGCAUAGAUCUGACUAUACGUCCCGAAAGCACACGAGUGGAAGAAGACCACCUUGUUAUCACCUGGCCUGGUGGUCACAUGUCCAGGUACAGUCUCAGUUGGCUUGCUGAGAACAGCUUUGAGAGAAAGUACCAGAGUACAGAACAGCCGCGCAUCCUUUGGAAUUCAGACGUCUAUAAAAAUGCAAACAUAACCUCAUCCAAAUGGGACACGUUCAUGAGCUGUGAUGACGAGCUAAAGAAAUUUCUUCAAAAUUAUCUUCUGUACGGGAUCGCGUUUGUAGACGAUGUCCCAACCACAGUGGAAGCCACAGAGGCAGUAACCCAGAGGGUCAGUCUAAUCAGGGAGACUACCUAUGGCAGAAUGUGGUGCUUCACUUCAGAUUUUUCCAGGGGAGAUACUGCCUACAGCCAGUUGGCCCUGGACCGUCACACGGACACCUCCUACUUUCAGGAACCGUGUGGAAUCCAGGUUUUCCACUGUCUCAAGCAUAAGGGAACCGGGGGAAGGACGCUGCUUGUUGAUGGGUUCUACGCUGCAGAAAAAUUACGUCAGAGCUCACCUGAAAGCUUUGAGCUGCUUGCUCAGGUGCCCGUCAAGCACGAUUACAUCGAAAAUACCGACAGGCACCAAAACCACAUCACAGGCAUCGGCCCCCUGCUCAACGUGUAUCCUUGGAACAAUGAAAUGUAUCUUAUACGAUACAACAACUACGAUCGAUCUGUGCUAAACACAAUCCCCCAUGACGUGGUUCAGCGCUGGUACGCAGCGCAUCGAGAGCUGACCACAGAGCUGAGGAGGCCAGAGAACGAGCUAUGGGUGAAGCUGACUCCGGGAAAAGUUGUUUUCAUAGACAACUGGCGAGUCUUACACGGGAGGGAGUCUUUCACUGGCUCGAGGCAGCUCUGUGGAUGCUAUCUGACCAGAGAUGACGUCCUCAGUGCUGCCCGCUGCUUCGGGCUCCAGGCCUGAACGUGAAGUUUUCUUCACUUGACUGCCUUAUCACUCUGCCCACAACACAGGUUUAAUUAACACUGCACCAAUACUGCUGGAGCAUGUUUUAUUUGCUCUUCUGUAUUUUUUAAUUAACAUUUGAUUUUUUUUUUUAAACAGUUUAUGUGAAGUUAGAGUGUGAAUGUGUCCCGAAUUUUACUUGAAACAAUGAAAUGUCUAAAUCCUCAAAUGGCUUCCAGUUAUUAAACUGUGUCGUGAUGUGUUGUGCGUUCAGUGUUACUUCUACUUCCAUGUGCUGAUCCUGUUUUUAUCACACAGCAUAUCCUCGACACUCUCACAAUACUCAGUAAACACAGCCUCUGACACUCAUGUGACAAAUCUUGAGGCACUCUGGUGAUUCAGAAAUGUUUUAUUUAAUCAUGAUCUGUAAAGUUUGCAUGUGAUACAAAACAAAUUGAUGGUGUAACUGUUUUACAUUUAUUACUUCUGUUACUACUGAAAAAAAAAAAAGGUUAUUUAAAAAAAAAGUUUAAAACACAGGUUAUGAUAAAAAUCAGAAAAAAAGACAAAACAAAAUCACAGACUGAGCUGGUUGUGCACAUUAAAGUGGUGCGACCUCAGUGUUAGGAACUUAGCAUAUUGAUCAUUCAUAGUGUUACGAGUUCAAAUAUUGAGGGUGAGCACAAAAACAACAAUUGGUCCAGGAGAGUUGGUCAAACAAUGAACACACGCGUGGGGAGAUGAACACUGCACGCAGACAGCAUCGAUCUCCGCCCAAUAAUACACAAACAGUUGUUUUAUAACAUCAGGGUAUUAUUUAUGACGCCCCCUCAUGCGUCAAAGCAGAUACAAUACAUGCAUAAGUUUCAAAACCACAAAUGUUCUGUUGACGACUUUUGACACAUUUAAAAGGACAUCUUCUCCGUCUCAAGACCAGGUGCUUCCUAUUAAUCUUCUAGCUCUCGCUUAUCUCCUGGAACAAACUGUCCCUUAGGCAAACACAAUUUUGCAGUCACAAGCUUUUGCAAACGAUUAUUUGAACUCUUACCUAAACACGAGUCUAACUACUGUU